Messenger RNA from Morchella sextelata, 2175 nucleotides. RefSeq lists its product as uncharacterized. NCBI's taxonomy places the organism in Eukaryota, Fungi, Ascomycota, Pezizomycetes, Pezizales, Morchellaceae. The record is from RefSeq and is a predicted model, not a curated record. The coding region runs from base 1 to 2175 and encodes 724 amino acids. The transcript has 4 exons. Gene Ontology annotation, molecular function: nucleic acid binding. Gene Ontology annotation, biological process: DNA integration.
AUGUCAAACAACAGCGUAAAAAUUCCCGCUUUACCAUGCAAGCUGUCUGGCCAAGGCCAUUACACUGUUUGGAGGGACCUCGCUUGUCGCAUGUUAAAAGUUUACGAUUUGUGGAAUCUAGUCAAUGGUACGAGCAAGCGUCCUGCGUUCACCACUACGGUUACAGCGGCACCACCUGCAGAACAACCAGCAGAAGGUGCAGCAGCAGCAACACCAGCAGAAGAGGACGAAGAAGAAACUACAGACAAUGCCGAAGAAAUCAGCGAAUGGGAUAAAAAAGACAACCUUGCUGUCGUCUUCCUUCAGUCCAAUAUCGAAUUCGAAGUCAUCCUUACGCUCACUCCGGCCGACACCGCUCACCACCUCUGGACUCAACUCGAGGACAGAUUUGAUGGGAAAACUGUAUCUUCCCUCCACUCGCUUCUUGCCAACGUUGUAACCCUACAUAACUCUACGGACAAAACCAAAGACCCACUCGGUUACCACCUCCACCAACUCGCAUCAGUCUCAGAAGCGAAGGCAUCCUUCCUACUCCUCUCACUCCGGCACGAAUCCCUCGAAUCAGUCGUUGACAACCUGCAAACCAAGCCCAAUGUCACCUUCGAUGACGUCUAUGAAAAGCUAUUGGAUCUGGACUCACGGCGCAACAACGAUGGACAAGCGACUGGAGAAGCCUACAACAUCAGGCGAGGAAACCCAGGACAUGGAAACAACAACAAAGUCGGAAAGACACGGAACAACAAAAAGGACAAAAAGGACCUUACAUGCACAUGGUGCACCAAGAACGGCGAAUUUGCAAAAGGCCACACGCAUAAAGACUGCCGGAAACUCAAAGCUUUCAGAGACAAAGAGAAGUCCGCUGCAUCUGGCAACCUCAACGUCGCAUCCGGUACUGCAUUUCAUACAAAAGUAGAUCUUUCUUGGAUUCCUGACCUCUCUGGCCUCCCCGCACUCGAAGAAGCUGAUGUAUUUACUAUGCCGGUUUCCUUCGACUUUACCACUUUCUCAGACACCUCGGAUGUAACAAUGGAAGACUACUUUAGCUUCGUUGCAGGACCUUCCACAUCUGACAAUAAGGCAUGGAUCUUUGACCCUGGUGCAACUAACCAUAUGACCGGAACUCAGGUUACCAACCCCUCACCCCACAGUGGAACAGUCACUGUUGGCGGCGGGCGAAAACUACAAAUAACCGGAAUUGGAAAUGUCACCAUCAACGGAUCACAUGGCCCUAUCACUCUGCAGAAUGUAUUUUUAAUCCCAGAACUCGGCAACACCAACCUAAUGUCUUGGUCAUGUAUUGCCAAAAAGGGAUUCACAACGACAGGGACUGAAAACGGCUUUACCAUUUACAAACCAAACAGCAAGGAAAUCGUUGGGAUCGCUAAUGCAAAUAGUACUGGUCUUUAUAUCUUUGAAACCAAGGAACUUUGCGCACAUAUCUCCAUCGCUACCAGCUUCUAUGACUGGCACCAACGACUCGGACAUCUCCCCGCUUCCUCACUCUCACGGUUACGUAAUAUGGUCGCCGACCCAAAGUCUCUCCCCACAACAGAUCUGAGCGGCAAGUUUUCCACUCCUUCUCUUGGCGGUUUUAGUUACUAUAUUAUUUUCAUCGACGAUUAUUCUAGGUACGCUCACCUCUACUUCCUUAAAAAGAAGUCAGAUGCAGCAGCUGCCACACAACGGUACAUCGCAUACAUGGAAAAUCAAUUGGACAAAACGGUUAAACGGUUUCGAAGCGACAAUGGUGGCGAGUACAUCUCCAACGACCUUCAACAGUUCUUUGCCUCCAAAGGCAUAAAGCAUGAAUUCACUGUGCCCUACUCUCAUGAGUCAAACGGAACAGCAGAACGCUUUAAUAGAACAAUAGCAACAAUGGCACGAUCCGCCUUGCUCGACCACGAUCUUCCACGGAAUCUAUGGGCAGAAGCGAUCAAUACAAUGGUACACGUCAAGAAUCGUCUCCCGCAUAAAGCACUCCCGAACAUGACACCAUAUGAAGCACUCACCGGCAAGAAACACUUCAUUGGGCAUCUCCGAUCCUUCGGUGAAACAAUGUUUAUUCACAUACCUGUCGAAGCACGAUCAGCUGGAACAAAGUUGGGUUGUGCGGGUUGUAAGCGUUUCAUGUCCAAGAUCCAAUGGAAUACUUCUGCGAAAAGAUUGAACAGGUAG